UUUAUUCAACUUUGAACGCUCGAAUCUGCAACAACGCAAAACCAAUAACGCAAGACCAGAGGAAAACGACAAACGUGUCGCAGUUUGUGGAAUCAUAAGAUUUGAAGAACUUCAUCUGGGAUAAGCAUAAGCUGCUUCCUCAACUUGUGUCUGUGUGUGCGGGUGUUAGUGCAAUUUCGAUUUGGAUUUACCUAAUUUAACACUCAACGAUAACUAAUUCUAAGCACAACAAAUUAAACCAAUACAAAAACGGGCAAUGUGAAAACUUCAAAAGCGAGACAAACUAAAAUACAAAAACAAAAACCUAAUUGUCACACAAUCACAGCAAUUUGUCAAAAUAUCAGAUAUCAACAAACCACUGCAAGUGUCCAGGACUCUCUUUGGCCACUAAACAAAAAAACCCGUGCUUCGCCUGUGGCGAUUUAAUUAUUUUGUGGCCCUCCAGUGACACCGAAGCCUUAAACUGGCGCUCAAAGUCCGGAAGCAUCUUUCCUCUUACUCGCCAACGCUGCUGAGUGCCGCGUUUACCAGCCUGAACAGCGUCUACCACAGCAGCAGCGACACCGCUCCUGACGAGGAGCCGGACCAGUCACCAGUCCAUCAACAGGCACAUCGCCAGCGGGCGCAUAGCCAAAGUCAGAGUCACAGGGAUCGCGGCCACAGCCAGAACAGCAGGGCAGGAGAGAUGGGCGGGCCCACAGCGCCCGUGGCCAACAGCGAAGGCCAGACUUACUGCCUGCGUUGGAACAAUCACCAGACAAAUCUGGUGCAGAUUCUGCACGCUCUACACGAGGUCGGCAGCUAUGUCGACUGCACCCUAGUCGUUGACGAUGAGCAGUUCAAGGCACACCGUGUGGUUUUGGCGGCAAACUCGCCGUACUUCCAGCACAUACUGCAGGAAGUGCCCCAAGACCAGUGCAGCAUAAUCCUGCCAGGAGUGAGGGGCUUCGAGAUUGCGGCAUUGCUACAGUACAUGUACACGGGUGAGACCACGGUGACCAAGAGCCAGGAGCCGGAGAUCUUGCGCACUGCCAAGGAGCUGCAGGUCAAGGGGCUCUACGACAAUCUGAUGAAGUACAACCACAAGGCGUCCAGCGCAUCGGAGGAUCGUGCGCAAAGCCAGUUCCAUGCCAGCAUCACGCCGACAUCCAGCUCGGGACUGGGCGCUGGCUCUGGAAAGCCCCUUAACGGGUCCUCUGCCGACGGAUCCUUUGGCCAGCAGCACCACAACUCCUCCUCCGUGAUCUCAACGUCCACGCAUAUCUCGCCCAGCGCCGCCAUCUCGAGCAGCUGCUCCCCACCGCCGCCGCCAUUCGGAGCCUACCAGCCGCCGUAUACAAACUUCCCGCCUGGAAGUGGAACUAUCAAUCCACAUACCCAUAUUCCAGCCGGAGAGACUCCCCUGACGCCCACCCAUUCGGCACCCCACGCCGUAGCCGGUGAGGCUGGACAGUGGCCUCUGUCACCCUCCGCUGCCGCUGCCGCCAUGCUAAACUCCGUGUAUGAGUCCGCAGCCGACAUGAAUCCUCUCAAACGCAAGAAACUCUCGGCAAUCUCAAGCAUGCUUCUCAACAGUACCCGGGACACCCCCAUUCUGCGCAAUGUGCUAGCCCAGGCAAACCCAGCUGACUCCUCGCAGCCAAACCCUCAACUACUGAAGAGCAACUCCACCUCCUCCCUAAACGAGAAGACUCCCACCCAUCAGCAUCAGCACCAGCACCCGCACCAGCACCAGCACCAGCAUCACAGCGGAGGCGGAGUCGGCGUCAGCGUGAGCGGUGGUACCGGUAGCCACAGCUUCAACGGCUCGGACUACGGCGGUGACAAGGAGCCCCUAUCACCACACACUGAUCGUUCCUUUGAUGAGGAGACGAGUGGGCCGGGCGGCAAGAAGCCGGAGUGGAAGCGUUAUAAGCAAUACACCCGGGCGGAUAUGAUGUGUGCCAUUCAGGCCGUUCGGGAAGGCAUGAGCGCGCUCCAGGCGAGCCGCAAGUAUGGACUGCCGAGCCGCACCCUCUACGAUAAGGUUCGCAAGCUAAACAUCACUACAGGUCGUGGCACGCAUCGCACUCCCAAGCGUAGCCCACCCGGCGUGGAGUCUUCAGCCGCUUUUCCCUACUCCGCGGCAGCCGCUGCCGCAGCUGCACACAACUACGGUCAUGUCCACGGGCAUGGCCAGGCGGAUCUAGACCGUGAACCAAAGGAGCAUGGCCAGCAUAGUGGUCAUCUAGGCGGACACCACGGCAUGCCACCCACCAUUCCACAUUCGGCAGCCGCCCUUCUUGAUCACGCCUUCCUACAGCAGGCCCUGGAGAAUCGAGGCGGGGAUAUGGCCGGACGUGAAGCACUCCAUGCCAUGGCCCUGGCAGCGGCAGCUCACGCAGCUGCCAACCGAAUGUCUAGCAGCCCCCAAGAGUCUGGGUCGAAUGGACACGCAGCCAGAUCUCCAAGUCCUAGGGCUCAACACUACUCUGAGCACGAGGCCAUGGAGAUUGAGAUGGAGAAGCACGAGCAACGCCUGAUCAAGAGGGAGCGUGACCAGGAUGAGCGCGAGGACGCUGACGAUGAAGAUGAUCAUGAGCAGGAGCAGGAGCAAGAUCAGGAUCAUGACCAUGUGGAAGAUCUUUCGCUGGCACGCAAAGAACGCCCCGAGUCGCCAUACUCUCCUCGUCCCCCACGGGCCUCCUCGCCGGUCGAGAGCGCCAGUGUGAUAAUGCACUCAAACAGCGCCUCCACCAAUGGAAAGGAUCACGAGGAUUAUCCCCACUCACCACCGCCCGUUGCCCUAGGUCUAGGUCUGAAGCGGGAGCUACUUGGCGGAGAGGAUUCGCAGGCCAGAACCGACUGAUUAACGCUCACCAUGGCCUGGCAGUACGCGGCGGACAGCUACGAUUCCAUAUGCUAGGCCGGCUAGGCAAGAUCCACGAUCCCAGUACACCGUCCCAAUGUUACCCUACCCCUUCUGUUAUUAUUUUCUUUUCGGCGUACAACGUGCGACUAAAAUGUUGUUUUCUCAAUGGCAUCGACAUCGAUCAGCGAUCAGUCGAUCUGCGUUGGUGAAGCUUUAAACGAGAACCCCUCAUCCAAAUCGAGGCGGGUGCACAACAGCAUCUGCACCUUAGGAGGAAAUCAAAUCAAAUCAAAUCCACAAUCUACAAUAAAAGAAAUUGUUGUCAGCAUCACUUUGUGCCUAAUACAGAAACGUUAGUUUAGACUAGGAUAUGCAUAGGUUAAACACAUAAACACACACACACACACACAAACACACACUAGGCUAGGCGACACAGACACCCCCCAAUCGGACACUUAUUCUGGGCACUCGAUGGCCAUUUAAGCUUACUAGCUAGCUAGUAGUGGUCUUUGACGCUUAUUGGUCGGAGACCCUUGACCCAAGCUAUAGCUAAGGAAAGAUAUGUAAACUAUACAAUUACAUAAGACUGAAGGAAGAAUCCGCAUAUUAGAGGCGAUCAAGGGCAGAGCGAAAGAGGCUACCGGAUACCCUGUAGGGUAGGAACAUAUGACAGAAUCAGAUACAGUUAGGAUCAGAUCAGAAUGAGUUAGCAAUACAACUUUGUACAACUUUGUUAAUGCCAGUGAUUUGUUUUAAAAAAUAAUUAGCACUAGAUAUUUAUAAUAGAUACAUACAUACAUUCAUACAUACAACGUAUAAAGCCUUAUGUUUAUGAUUUCCGAGACCUCUAUAAGAACAGAAACAGAUAUGAACACAACUACCUCGAUAAAGCAUAUUCUAGAUUUUUUUGAAGAACGAACUUCUUUGUUACCUUGUCAUUAUCAUAUUAGAAAUAAGCACUGUCCUGGGUUGAAUUUUAUAAGACUGACACCGACUCAAACGACUCAAAUGUACCACGAAAAUAUGCAACCAGAGCCGAGCACAUUAAAUACAAAUACAAAUUAAAAUACAAGUGGUAACCAAUCCAGUUGAGCGUACAAAUUCAGAAAUAACUUACUUAGUUCUAACCCAGCUUAAAAUUAAUGAUUUAGUCUAUAGGAAACAACUUCAAAUACAACUUUGACUCUACACAUAAUUAGAACUUAAGCAUAGGCAAAACUAAAACAAACAAAUAAUAUAUACAUAUAUGUAAGCAAAUCCAACAAACAUGCGCUGGGGGCAAUGCAAUAGGCUCUUUAAUUAUAAACACCUACACAGAUACAAUUAUGUUAUCGUACGGUUGAUAAUGUUAAUUUGUUAUACGAGUAACCUCUGUACAUAAAAUCAUAGUCUACACAUACAUCAGACAUACAUUACACACAUGCACAUCCAUACGAGUUAUACAAAGAUCGACAUGCAGUUAUUAGAUCUAGAGUAUUAAUUAAGAAAAAUUGUAAUGCAAUUUAAAGCAUAAUCCUAGACACUUGACUUUCAUAACAUUAUGAUAAGCGAUCGAAUGCGAAAUAAACUGACUGAAUCAAUCAAA
Molecule: messenger RNA, 4436 nt
Organism: Drosophila guanche
Lineage: Eukaryota; Metazoa; Arthropoda; Insecta; Diptera; Drosophilidae
Gene: rib
Product: broad-complex core protein
Exons: 2
Coding region: 686-2848 (720 amino acids)
Biological process (GO): regulation of transcription by RNA polymerase II
Cellular component (GO): nucleus
Molecular function (GO): DNA binding; protein binding
Source: RefSeq, a predicted model, not a curated record